Tigriopus californicus is the source of this 1651-nucleotide messenger RNA. RefSeq names its product progestin and adipoQ receptor family member 3-like. Gene Ontology annotation, molecular function: signaling receptor activity. Gene Ontology annotation, cellular component: membrane. The transcript is spliced from 6 exons. Lineage: Eukaryota; Metazoa; Arthropoda; Copepoda; Harpacticoida; Harpacticidae. The coding region runs from base 280 to 1188 and encodes 302 amino acids. The record is from RefSeq and is a predicted model, not a curated record.
CUUGAGUAGGGUCUGACGUCAAGGCCAGUAAAUUGGAACGAAGUGUUCUGACUGACUGUCUUAGAGACUGUCGCAGGACACGAGUUCUUUUAGGACGGCUCUGUCCUACAAGAUCAUAAAUAGUAAUCAAGUAUGUGUUUGUGACCUACUAUGAUCUCCUUGCGAUUGGUGGCAACAAGUUAACCAAGGAGCACCAUGGCGUAUCAAUAGUAGAGAGAGUCCUUGCUCAAACUCAUGAGGUGAUUGUAGAUACCCAUUAAGGCUCUCACAUUCACGAACAUGUUGCUCAAGGCCACCGAUGUUCCCUUAUAUGUCAGGGAAGACUCCAUCACCACAGGCUAUCGACAAAAUCUUUCUUAUAAAGGUUGUUUGAACAGUUGGUUUUGGCUUCACAACGAGACCGUAAACAUUUGGUCCCACUUCCUUGGGUUCCUCUUCUUCUUGUAUUUCCUGGUCAGGAUCUUGUUGUGUCCUCCAACCAACGUGCAAUCUCACUUUGAACUCCUCCCAAUUAUUAUUCAAUUGAUCUCUUAUCAGUUCUGUAUGCUCUCAUCGAGUCUUUUCCAUACAUUUUCGUGCCACUCUGAGAAUGCCCACAAGUCCUGGCUUCAAUUUGAUCAUUUUGGCAUUUUCUUUGCUCUGUUCGGCACUUAUAUUUCGUUCAUCUGUGAUACAUUCACUUGCCAUCCAGGCUGGAAGACCCUGCAUCUUUCUGUGGUCGUUUUUAUUUUCGCUGUGAUCGGCUACCUUCGAUAUUCACCCACUCUGGACUCCAGUCCACGCACCACAAAGAUUCAAUUAUUCUUCUUCGUUGCAAUGGGCAUGUAUGCCCUUAUUCCAUUCGCGCAUUGGGCGUGUCUUGAAGGAGGGUUAUCGAGUUUGGCAGUUCAGAACAAAUUGAAUGCCAUGAUGGUGCCAUAUGGAAUAGCCGGGAUUGGCCUUUGCUUCUACGUAAGCCACUUUCCUGAGAAGGUGUUUAACACAGGUCAAGUGGAUGUGUUUGGCGCCUCUCAUCAAGUUUGGCACGUUUUUGUUUUCGUUGGCAUGGUUUACUGGUAUUUGGAAAGCGCCCACACGCUUUUCUCUAGGGCCUGCUCCCCAUUACACAUCGUGGAUGAUGUGGACAUUCCAAAACUUCUUCUCAAUUCAACCACUGCAGCUCUUUCCUUAGUCAAGGGUAUAUUCUGACGCCUGGAUCAGCCGCAAAAAAGAUAUUAUGAAAAUAAGAGAUUAUUUGACAUCCUAGAAGCAAAGCAUACACCCUAAACUUUACGAAGUGGUCCUGAGCGUCCAACCAACCAUCAUACAAGUUAGACAGUAUCUAUGGUUGUCCCCUUUUGCAAACCAGAGCAAUAUCUACCUUUUCGCAAUUUACCUUAGAAAACUCACAUUAAACAUUUAAACCCACUUACGAACUUCUCAAUCACUUAAUUCAAGUUCAACGAAGACUUAAUUGAUGUAAGCUAGUUGAUAAUUGUUGGUUUCUUUAUCAAUUUAUGAUUAUAAUGGGUCAAUUCCGUCUUUCGGAAUUGGAAGACGAAAAUCACAGUAUUGCACUACUGUAUCAAGGUUGGUGACUCAUUGAUAGAUGAUUCAUUCGAUAUUUAUCUCACAUAGUAGUACAUCCUUGAAUAAAAGAUGACAAAAUCGA